CACAGAAACCAUACUAACAAAAUCCAGAUUAAUAACAUUCCCAACCAUGCCCAGUGGGAUGAGAUCAACAGACUACUGGCAACAUUUGGUAAUGUUCAACAGUGUGAUCAAGGUGCAGCCACAUCUGAGAAUUCUUUCAGCGUAUCUGUAACAUAUGAUACACCAGAUCAAGCACAGCAAGCUUUCGCUCAGCUGAACGGAUUUGAAUUUGAAGAUACAGUUCUAAAGGUAGACUUCAUAAUGGAUCAGGGUCGUGGAACUCGUGGGGGACGCACAAACAAGGGUCCUUUCCGACCUUUUCCGUACUCAGGGAAUUCACCAAAUCCAAUGCGCCCAACAGACUUUCCACUUAGAAUUCUAGUGUUAAGCGACAUGGUUGGUGCAAUUAUUGGUCGAGCAGGAAACACAAUAAGACAAAUAACUCAGCAGUCAAGAGCCAGAGUUGAUGUUCAUCGGAAAGAAAAUGCAGGAUCCCUAGAAAAAGUAAAAACUAAAAUUGUGGAAGUUGGUAGGGACACUGUAACACUUGUGGAAGUUGGUAGCGACACUGUAACACUUGUGGAAGUUGGUAGCGACACUGUAACACUUGUGGAAGUUGGUAGCGACACUGUAACACUUGUGGAAGCUGUUAGUGACACUGUAACACAUGAAAAUCCCUUGAAAAUAUUGGCACACAAUAACCUGAUUGGUCGCAUUAUUGGCAAAAAUGGCAACACUAUCAAAGGAAUAAUGGAAAAAACAGACACUAAAAUCACUGUUUCUAGUAGCAUCCAUGACGUGAACAGCUUCAACAUGGAGCGCAUCAUUACCGUUGUGGGCAAGUUGGAGAAUGUUUGUAAGGCUGAGCAAAUGAUCAGCACAAAACUUCGUCAGAGCUAUGAAAAUGAUCUUUCCGCUAUGGCUCCCCAAGCAUUCAUGUUUCCCGGGGUCCACCCUAUGGCAAUGAUGUCCACCAUGGGGGCUCCCGGCUAUCCUCCCGCUCCUCGUGGUGGACCAUCUACACCUCCUUAUGGUAUUUAUAACUCUUCUCCUUCCUACAUGCCAGUAAACUACCCUCCAGGACCACCACCACCAUCACAGCACCAUGACCCGAACAAAGAACAGGUGUUUUUGUACAUUCCUAAUGCAGCUGUUGGUGCCAUAAUAGGCACCGGAGGCUCCAGCAUCAGGGACAUGAUCAGUUCUUCUGGAGCAAGUAUUAAGGCAAGUCUUUCUUGCUGCUGUGAAGGAACUUUUAAUAUAUAAAUAAAACUUAGACCU
This is a messenger RNA of Limulus polyphemus (Atlantic horseshoe crab), 1260 nucleotides long. Its product is annotated as insulin-like growth factor 2 mRNA-binding protein 1. Gene Ontology annotation, cellular component: cytosol; nucleus; cytoplasm. Gene Ontology annotation, molecular function: mRNA 3'-UTR binding. The record is from RefSeq and is a predicted model, not a curated record. The annotation marks the transcript as partial. Gene Ontology annotation, biological process: regulation of gene expression; nervous system development. The transcript is spliced from 8 exons. NCBI's taxonomy places the organism in Eukaryota, Metazoa, Arthropoda, Merostomata, Xiphosura, Limulidae.